Molecule: messenger RNA, 1694 nt
Organism: Sitophilus oryzae (rice weevil)
Lineage: Eukaryota; Metazoa; Arthropoda; Insecta; Coleoptera; Curculionidae
Product: dynein heavy chain 6, axonemal-like
Exons: 10
Coding region: 69-1694 (541 amino acids)
Biological process (GO): microtubule-based movement
Cellular component (GO): dynein complex
Molecular function (GO): minus-end-directed microtubule motor activity; dynein light intermediate chain binding; dynein intermediate chain binding
Source: RefSeq, a predicted model, not a curated record
GUCUCGUUGCCGUCUUAGCGGACCCUUAUGAUAUUAGAACAUGGAAUGUUUGUGGUUUACCAAGGGAUAUGGUGUCAACCGAAAAUGCUAUAAUAGUAACUCAGACGAGCCGAUGGCCUCUUAUGAUAGAUCCUCAAGAGCAAGCCAACAGGUGGAUCCGGCAGCUGGAAGCGAAAAACAAUUUAAAAAUAAUUAAAUUGACUAACUCAAAUUUCAUGAGAAUACUGGAAAAUGCUAUAAGGUUGGGUGAAGCUGUGUUGCUUGAAGAAGUGUAUGAAGCCCUCGAUCCAACUUUGGGACCUAUAUUGUUAAAGCAAACUUUUGUACAGAGCGGAAGGAGUUUAAUCCAUCUAGGAGAUUCCGAUAUAGAGUAUGAUUCUAAUUUUAAGCUCUACAUAACCACAAAAUUACCAAAUCCGCAUUAUCUUCCAGAAGUAUGUAUUCGAGUUACUAUAGUUAAUUUUACAGUUACACGAUCUGGAUUAGAGGAUCAGCUUUUGGCCGAUGUGGUUCGAUUAGAACGCCCCGAAUUAGAAGAUUUAAGAAACGAACUUAUUCUUAGAAUCAAUAAUGACAAAGCACAAUUAAAGGAAAUAGAAGAUAGAAUUUUAUACCUCUUAUAUCAUUCUGAAGGAAAUAUACUAGAUGAUGAGGAACUUAUUGAAAUUCUAAAUGAGAGCAAGGAAACGUCAGCUAUUAUAGAAGCUAGAUUAACCGAAACAGAAACAACGGAAGAAAAAAUAUCCAUUACUCGCGAGAAGUACAGAUCAGUAGCGAGUAGAGGUUCUGUGCUUUACUUUGUUGUGGCACAGUUAGCUGAGAUAGAUCCUAUGUAUCAGUAUUCCCUUAAAUACUUCUCACAGGUAUUUAACAACGUUAUAUUAACAUCACUACAAGAUUCCGUAUUAGAGAAACGACUAUAUAUUCUCCAACAAAAUGCCACGUUGACUGUAUAUACGAUGAUUUCGAGAGGACUAUUUGAAAGACAUAAAUUGGUAUUUAGUUUUAUGCUUUGCAUAGCUAUAUUGCAACAAGAAAAUAUUAUCGCUGAUGUUCAGCUGAGCUUUUUACUUCGUGGGCCAAUAGGUGUUAAAGACAUAUCUAAAAAACCAGACAUACCAACAAUUACCGAACCCAUGUGGCAAGCUGCAAAUUAUUUGGCAAACAAUUAUGUUAAAUUUGUUGAGCUUCCCCUGGAAAUAACAAAAUCUAUAACAGUUGCAGUAGGAAAUUAUUCUGUGGUGGUUAAAAAAGUUACGAAUGCACUGAACAGUACAGUGGAUUGGAAUACCCUUUUAACAGAUUUUGAAAAGUUGCUUCUGAUAAAGGUUCUUCAGGAAGAAAAAUUAAUAUUUUGUAUAACUGAGUAUGUGAAAGUUAACCUAGGACAACCAUUCAUAGAGAGUCCGCAAGUAACACUAAAUCUUUUGUAUCAAGAUAUAUCAAAUACUGUCCCGUUAAUAUUCGUUCUUAGUACUGGAUCUGAUCCUUUUGGUAUGUUUCAAAGAUUUGCUGCUGAAAUGGGGUAUCAGAAUCAGUUUAAGUCGAUUUCUUUAGGCCAAGGACAAGGACCAGUAGCAGAAAAACUGAUACUUGAAGCAACGGAUACGGGAAAUUGGAUAUUUUUACAAGUGGCAUUAGACACCAAGCCUACUUCUAGUUUGACGCCUAUUCUAUCAGCUAAAUCUAACUGA